This is a messenger RNA of Diversispora eburnea, 207 nucleotides long. Lineage: Eukaryota; Fungi; Glomeromycota; Glomeromycetes; Diversisporales; Diversisporaceae. The record is from the annotation of a GenBank genome assembly.
AUGCUUAUUCACAAUAAUCAAGAUGAUACUUUAAGCCAGAAAAAGAUUUUUAAAAUUGCAGUUACAAUUGAUACAAUAUAUAAAGAAGCUAUUCUUAGUUUUAAAUGGUUAGAAGAAUUAUCAGAACAUGAAGAACCAUUAUCCGAAGGCCUCUUAUUUUUUGCUUUUGAUAAUAAACAAAGAGAACAAAAAAAUUAUCUUGAUUAA